Pyrus x bretschneideri (Chinese white pear) is the source of this 4477-nucleotide messenger RNA. RefSeq names its product disease resistance protein RPV1-like. The transcript has 7 exons. The coding region runs from base 294 to 4136 and encodes 1280 amino acids. Lineage: Eukaryota; Viridiplantae; Streptophyta; Magnoliopsida; Rosales; Rosaceae. Gene Ontology annotation, biological process: signal transduction; defense response. Gene Ontology annotation, molecular function: ADP binding; protein binding. The record is from RefSeq and is a predicted model, not a curated record.
UUUAUUGAACUCAGGUACAUUCUAUAAUAGCUGUAUUAAAGUUUUUAUUUUGGAUUUGUGGUGAGUUGCAGUGCUUUGUCAAGGCUUUCGUGCUUAAAAGGGCAUUUUGCGUUUUGCUACCUCAGUUCAUCAAUCUCAGAUUUGGCAGCAUUGGAACACUACUGUUAUUUUUUGGAUUGAAGGAUCUUGACUUAGGUGUUUGAGUAUCAUCGGUUUGGCAACACAAACACAACCACUGCCAUAUUUUUCAGUCGUAAUCUGAAUCACUGCAGUACUAUACCGUGGAUAUAGCCAUGGCAGCCCACGGUGCCACCUCUUCAUCAUCCUCUUCAAAGUUCUGGAAGUACGAUGUGUUCUUGAGCUUUAGAGGCGAAGACACACGCAAGGGCUUUACGGGCCAUCUCCACACAGCAUUGGAAGAAAAGGGCUACAAGGCCUUUAUUGAUGAGGACGAUCUGAAAAGAGGGGAUGAAAUAAAGCCCGAACUGUUGCGGGCCAUCGAAGAGUCGAGGAUCUCUAUCAUUGUAUUCUCAAAGAGGUACGCGGAUUCGAGUUGGUGUCUCGACGAGCUGGUGAAAAUCAUGGAGUGCAGAUCCAAACUGGAACAACAUGUUUUGCCAAUAUUCUAUGAUGUUGAAGCUUCAGACAUCAGGAAGCAGGAAGGUAGUUUAGCCCCAAUGUUUCAGAAGCACGAAGAGAACAUCCGUAAAGAAGAAGAUGACAAAAAAGGGGAAGCCAAGAGAGAAAGGGUCGAGCAAUGGAGAGAGGCUCUUACUGAAGCUGCAAACUUGUCUGGUCACGAUCUUAAAAACACUGAGAACGGGCAUGAAGCAAAGCUUAUUAAGAAAAUUAUUUAUGAGAAUCUUUGGAAAUGGCUCCCCAGAACAAAAAAAUUACAUGUGGCCAAGUUCCCAGUUGGAAUCAAUUCUCGUGUUCAAGAAAUUAUCACUUAUCUUUCAAGUGCUGAAGGAAAUAAGGUUCUCAUGGUUGGAAUUUGGGGGAUGGGUGGAUUGGGUAAAACAACAGCUGCUAAAGCCAUUUAUAACCAAAUUCAUCAUGAGUUUGAAUUCAAAAGUUUCCUUGCCGACGUUAGCGACACUACAAGUAAACAUGGCCUGGUUCAUUUGCAAAAAAAACUAAGUUCUGACAUCAUGGAUCAAGAGAUUAAAAUAAGCACUGUUGAUGAAGGUAUCUGUUGGAUAGAAAAGCAAUUUUCACAUAGAAGGGUACUUGUCAUCAUGGACAACAUAGAUGGAGUGGAACAACUCAAUGCAAUAGCUGGAAAUCACAAGUGGUUUGGUCCAGGAAGUAGAAUUAUCAUAACAACACGAGAUAAACAUCUACUACUAAAAGUGGACAAAGUAUAUCCGGCUCAGAUAUUGAAUAAAGAAGAAGCUCUGGAACUCUUUAGUUGGCAUGCAUUUGGAAAUAGACGGCCUAACGAAGGAUAUUUUCAACUCUCAGAAAAAGUUGUUUCUUAUUGUGGAGGUUUGCCACUAGCCCUUGAAGUUUUAGGUUCUUUUUUGUGUGAAAGACCCCCAAAAGUGUGGAUUAGUCAAUUGGAGAAAUUGGAAAGAACUCCUGAUGGAAAAAUAAUAAAACCACUAAGAAUGAGCUUUGACGGGCUAGAUGAUAUGGAGAAGGCUACAUUUCUUAACAUAUCUUGUUUCUUUAUUGGAGAGGAUGAGGACCGUGUUGCAAAAUUGUUAGAUGUAUGUGGAUUUUCUGCAACAGUAGGAAUCAACGUCCUCUGUGAACGAUGCCUUGUAACUGUUGAAGGCAACAAGUUGAAUAUGCAUGAUUUGCUUCGAGAAGUGGCCCGAGUAAUCAUUUCUGAAAAAUCUCCUGGUGACCCUGGAAAAUGGAGCAGGUUGUGGAAUCGUGAAGUUGUCACCAAUGUAUUGACAUAUAAAUCUGGAACUGAAGAAGUUGAAGGACUUGCUCUUCAUUUGCCUUAUGGUUAUGACAAUGCUAGUUUCAGUACAGAAGCAUUUGCCAAUAUGAAGAAACUGAGACUACUUCAUCUCAAAAACGUACGGCUUAAUGGAGAAUACAAACAUCUUCCCAAAGAGUUAAUAUGGUUUCGCUGGAAACUAUGCCCUUUAAAGUCCAUACAAGAUGACUUUUUUAAUCAACCAAGACUAGUUGUUUUAGAGAUGCAGUGGAGCAAACUGGUACAAGUUUGGGAGGGUUCCAAGUCCCUACAUAACUUGAAAACCCUUGAUCUCAGCUAUUCCCGUUCCUUACAGAAAUCACCGGACUUUUCACAAGUCCCAAAUCUUGAAGAGUUGAUAUUGGAAGGGUGUGAGAGUUUGACCGAGAUUCACCCCUCCAUUGGUCAUCUUAAAAAACUUUCUUUGGUGAACCUUUCAGGAUGUCAUUAUAAGCUUAUUUCUCUUCCAAGGGAUUUCUAUAAAUUGAAAUCUGUUGAGAUUCUUCUUCUUAAUUACUGUCGAAAAUUCAGAGAACUGCAUGAGGAUAUAGGGGAGAUGAUAUCACUGAGAACACUUGAAGCAAAGCAAACAGACAUAAGAGAAGUACCACCUUCCAUAGUAAGAUUGAAGAAUCUCAUUCGUUUAUCCCUUGACCACAUCAGCGUAGAGCUCAAAGGAGAAGACAAACAUCUUCCCAAAGAGUUAAUAUGGUUGCGUUGGGACCUAUGCCCUUUAAAGUCCAUACCAGGUGACUUUUUUAAUCAAGAUAAACUAGUUGUUUUAGAGAUGCAGUGGAGCGAACUGAUACAAGGUUGGGAGGGUUGCAAGUCGCUUCAUAACUUGAAAACCCUUGAUCUCUGUUAUUCCCGUUCCUUACAGAAAUCACCGGACCUUUCACAAGUCCCAAAUCUUGAAGAGUUGAUAUUGGAAGGGUGUGAGAGUUUGACCGAGAUUCACCCCUCCAUUGGUCAUCUUAAAAGACUUUCUUUAGUGAACCUUAAAGACUGUCAUAAGCUUAUUUCUCUUCCAAGGGAUUUCUAUAAAUUGAAAUCUGUUGAGACUCUUCUUCUUAAUAUGUGUUCAAAAUUCAUAGAACUGCAUGAGGAUAUAGGGGAGAUGAUAUCACUGAGAACACUUGAAGCUGAGCGAACAGCCAUAAGAGAAGUACCACCUUCCAUUGGUCAUCUUAAAAGACUUUCUUUGGUGAACCUUAGAGACUGUCAUAAGCUUAUUUCUCUUCCAAGGGAUUUCUAUAAAUUGAAAUCUGUUGAGACUCUUCUUCUUAAUUACUGUCGAAAAUUCAGAGAACUGCAUGAGGAUAUAGGAGAGAUGAUAUCACUGAGAACACUUGAAGCAAAGCAAACAGACAUAAGAGAAGUACCACUUUCCAUAGUAAGAUUGAAGAAUCUCACUCGUUUAUCCCUUGAUCGCAUCAGCGUAGAUCUCAAAGGAGAAUACAAACAUCUUCCCAAAGAGUUAAUACAGUUGCGUUGGGAAGAUUGCCCCUUAAAGUCCAUACCAGAUGACUUUUUUAAUCAAGAUAAACUAGUUGUUUUAGAGAUGCGGUGGAGCAAUCUGGUACAAGUUUGGGAGGGUUCCAAGUCCCUUCAUAACUUGAAAACCCUUGAUCUCAGCUAUUCCCUUUCCUUACAGAAAUCAUCGGACUUUUCACAAGUCCCAAAUCUUAAAGAGUUGAUAUUGGAAGGCUGUUGGAGUUUGUCCGAGAUUCACCCCUCCAUUGGUCAUCUUAAAAGACUUUCUUUGGUGAACCUUAGAAGGUGUCACAAUCUUUGCUCUCUUCCAAGGGAUUUCUAUAAGUCGAAAUCUGUUGAGACUCUUCUUCUUAAUAGGUGUUUGAAAUUCAGAGAAGUGCAUGAGGAUAUAGGGGAGAUGAUAUCACUGAGAACACUUGAAGCAGAGCAAACAAACAUAAGAGAUGUACCACCUUCCAUAGUAAGAUUGAAGAAUCUCACUCGUUUAUCCCUAUCAGAUGUGGAAAGUAUUCAUUUGCCACAUUCGUUACACGGCUUAAACUCUUUAAGGGAAUUACAUCUCUCACGUUGCCGAUUAGCUGAUAAUGAAAUCCCUAAGGAUCUUGGGAGUCUAAUUUCUUUACAAGUUUUGGAUCUUUCAGGGAAUGAUUUUCAUACCCUACCCAGUCUCAGUGGUCUUUCAAAGCUUGAAUUUCUGCGGUUAGAUUAAUGCUUUAACCUUCGUACAAUCCUUGAUAUACCACCAGAUGUGAAAGUUCAGCAUGUGAUUCUCCCAAACUCACUGAGGCUCCACGCUUGGAUAAGUUAUUAAAUUCAAACCCCAUGACAUGGACUGAUAUGAAAAGGUUUACCAAUCUCAUAGCUGAUUUUGGCAAGAACAUCAUACAGGUAUCUCUCUCCCUUCUCCCCCUCUCUCCCCUAAGUUCUAAUUGCCUUCCUAUUAUGCGCAUGCAGAUUCCUAUGGUUUUUCCAAAACAUAGUUGUUUUGAAUUUUGAAGAUAUAUUGCAUUCAGAAACAUUUCAAUAUUACAAGAACCGAUAUAAGAUGCA